Molecule: messenger RNA, 1418 nt
Organism: Rhodofomes roseus
Lineage: Eukaryota; Fungi; Basidiomycota; Agaricomycetes; Polyporales; Fomitopsidaceae
Product: Ribokinase-like protein
Exons: 7
Coding region: 305-1303 (332 amino acids)
Biological process (GO): metabolite repair
Molecular function (GO): ATP-dependent NAD(P)H-hydrate dehydratase activity
Source: RefSeq, a predicted model, not a curated record
CCGCAGCCCCCGCGCUUUCGGUGUGCAACCUCCUGCUCGCAGUCUGCAUCGGCGCAGUCGACUCCGCUAAAUGCCAACCCCGGACAAUCGUACUUAGCUCGACAUAUGCAAGUUGCUUGCAAGUUGCUGUGAUAAUUCCGGCGCCGAGAGUAUGUAAGCCGGGGAAGCGCCCAUAACCUCGACGUCACUGGGCGGGUCUCCCUCCACACCCACCUCGUACAAAGCCCAGCGAUCGUUGCCGACCUUUCCUACACGCCGCCCUCAACUUAGAUUCACGACUUACGACCGAUAUAACGACAACAAGAUGCCUGUUCCUCGCCAGCUCUUCAACGAAAUCAGGCAGAUCAUCCCGCCACUCAACGGCUCGCUGCACAAGGGUCAGUCUGGCAGAGUCGGCGUCCUGGGAGGCGCACUCGACUACACCGGCGCACCGUUCUUCGCAUCCAUCUCAGCUCUCCGUAUCGGCGCGGACCUCUCGCACGUAAUCUGCUCACCUACGGCCGCCGGUGCAAUCAAGUCCUACUCUCCAGACCUCAUCGUCCACCCUAUCCUUCGUGAGGACCAAUCGCCCACCGAAGUGAAGCCUAUUCUGUCCUCACUGUUGGAGCGCCUUCAUGUACUUGUCAUCGGGCCGGGGCUGGGAAGGGAGGACUACAUGCAAAAUUUCGCAAAGAUGGCGCUGAACAUCGCGAAGGAACAGGAUAUGUAUGUCGUCUUGGAUGCAGACGCACUGUGGAUGAUCGGCCAAGACCUGAGCCUCAUCAAAGGCUACCGCAAGGUUGUCCUCACGCCAAACGUCAUGGAAUUCAAGCGGCUGAGUGAUAACGCUGGCGUGGACCCAAAGAGCCCACCAGAUGAACACGCCAUGCGAAUCUCGCGCGUGCUAGGCGGUGUAACCAUCCUGCAGAAGAACAAAGAAGACAUCAUCGCGACCGACACUGGGAGCACACUCUCCGGCUCCCAGUCAACAGAGGAACAAGUCGUCGUCGAUACACCGGGCGGAUACAAGCGGUGCGGCGGACAGGGCGACAUCCUCAGCGGGAGCGUCGGGACGAUGCUCGCCUGGGGCAAGUGCUACGAGACCGGCGCAUUUGGCGACAAAACCCUCCCGCUGUCGCGUCUGCCAUUGCUCGCGGCCGUCGGCGGCUCUAUGGUGACGCGCGCGGCCUCGCGGCGCGCGUUCUCGAAGAAGGGCAGGGGGGUCGUCACGCAGGACAUGCUCGGCGAGAUUGGCGGCGCGUUUGCGGAGAUCUUCGGUGAAGACGAGAAGGGGUGGGGCGUCGAGGGUGCAGGGAAGCUAUGAGAUGUAACGAGCAGAAAUCAAUGUGUCUGAAGCAGUCACACCUUGUACCACCACAGCUGCAUUCCUGACGCCUGCGUCUCUUCUGUUCAUUCAAUAUGAAGCAACGUCACAACGU